AUGUCCACCCACGGUCCAAUCAAUGGUGUAAAAGUUUCUCCCAUUGACGAUCCCCACAAGGUCGUCAAAGUUAUUGCCUCCGACGGCAAGACCGGCGACACCAGAGACCUCACCUACACAAACUGUAAAGUAGUCGGAAACGGUUCCUUUGGUGUCGUAUUCCAGGCAAAGCUCGUCGGCUCUCCCGAGGAGGGCGAAGACAUUGCCAUAAAGAAGGUCUUGCAGGACAAACGCUUCAAGAACCGUGAACUACAAAUAAUGAGACUCGUUUCUCAUCCAAACGUCGUUGACCUUCGGGCCUUUUUCUACUCCAAUGGAGACAAGAAAGACGAAGUCUAUCUUAACCUCGUUCUGGAAUACGUCCCAGAGACCGUCUACCGCGCUAGUCGCCAUUAUGCAAAACUCAAGCAGCCCAUGCCCAUGCUCCAGAUCAAACUCUACAUGUACCAACUCCUCAGGUCCCUCGCCUACAUCCACUCCGUCGGCAUCUGCCACAGAGACAUCAAGCCACAGAACCUCCUUCUCAACCCAGCAACCGGCGUUCUCAAACUCUGCGAUUUUGGCUCGGCCAAAAUUCUCGUCGCUGGCGAGCCAAACGUCAGCUACAUCUGUUCCAGAUAUUACCGCGCUCCAGAACUUAUAUUCGGAGCUACAAAUUACACCACCAACAUCGACAUUUGGUCAACAGGAUGUGUGAUGGCUGAGCUCAUGCUGGGCCAACCGCUAUUCCCAGGAGAGAGCGGUAUCGAUCAGUUGGUCGAGAUUAUCAAGGUCCUCGGAACACCCUCGCGUGAGCAGAUCAAGACCAUGAACCCCAACUAUAUGGAGCACAAGUUCCCGCAAAUCAAGCCCCACCCGUUCUCAAAGGUCUUCCGGCCACGCACCGCGCCCGAGGCUAUCGACUUGGUGUCAAAGCUGUUGGAGUACACACCCGGAGCGCGGUUGAGCUCUAUUCAAGCGAUGAUUCAUCAGUUCUUCGACGAACUGCGGGCGCCAGGGGCCAGAAUGCCGAAUGGGAAGGAGUUCCCUCCCUUGUUCAACUUUACGCGCGAAGAACUGUCUGUGCGACCGGACUUGAUUCGACAGCUGGUACCGCUGCACUGCGAACCCGAGCUGGCCUCGCGGUCGAUUGUGUUGGACAACUUUGUGCCGAUACCACUUGAGCAGCUCAAGAUCUCGCUGGAUUGA
Cyclocybe aegerita is the source of this 1188-nucleotide messenger RNA. The record is from the annotation of a GenBank genome assembly. Lineage: Eukaryota; Fungi; Basidiomycota; Agaricomycetes; Agaricales; Hemipholiotaceae.